Ahaetulla prasina is the source of this 8228-nucleotide messenger RNA. It is a transcript of the gene PIEZO1, whose product is annotated as piezo type mechanosensitive ion channel component 1. Gene Ontology annotation, biological process: regulation of membrane potential; detection of mechanical stimulus; cellular response to mechanical stimulus. Gene Ontology annotation, molecular function: monoatomic cation channel activity; mechanosensitive monoatomic ion channel activity. Lineage: Eukaryota; Metazoa; Chordata; Lepidosauria; Squamata; Colubridae. The coding region runs from base 144 to 7829 and encodes 2561 amino acids. Gene Ontology annotation, cellular component: endoplasmic reticulum; plasma membrane. The transcript has 52 exons. The record is from RefSeq and is a predicted model, not a curated record.
GGCUGGGCUCGGGUGGGGCGCGAAGCCGACGGAGCCGCCGCAGCCGCACUGCGCCCAGCCAGGCGCCGCUUCGGGACUCGGAGCCCCGAGCCGGGACGAUGGCGACGCCCGCCCGCCGACCCUGCGACUGAAGCCGCGCCGCGAUGGAGCUGCGGGUCGUGUGCGGCGUCCUCUACUGGCUGCUGUUGCCGCUCUCGCUGCUGGCCGCCUGCCUCUUCCGAUUCAAUGGCCUCUCGCUGGUCUACCUUCUCUACCUCCUGCUCCUGCCGUGGUUCCUGGGCCCCACGGAAGACACCAUCAGAGGUCACACUGGACGCCUCCUCCGAGCGAUCUUGGGAACCAGCAUCCUUUUCCUUCUCGCUCAUUUGGUCUUCCAAAUAUGCCUUUACACAGUGCCCGGCUUGGACCAGCUCCUCGGAAGCAACUGCAGCACAUGGGAAACUCUGGCUCAGCACAUUGGGGUUACCAGGCUGGACCUAAAUGACAUCCCCAAUUCGGUGCGCUUGGCAGCCCCCGACCUGGGCAUCCUGCUGGUUUCUGCCAUCUGCCUUGGCAUUUGCAGCCGCUUGCAGCCAGCAGGGGAGGUCAUCACCUGGAGCCAUCCGUCUGAAUCCCCCCUCCCCCAAGAACAGGAAGAAGCAGCCAUUGAUGAGGGCCACUCAAAGUCCCACGGAGGGACUGACGCUCCGGCCCCAGGCUCACCAAGGCGGCGGGCACAGUUGGCUGCUCGGCUCCGGGUAAAGGCUCACGGGCUCUUGAUGGCAGUUGGAAAGAUCUUGGCUGUUGUGUUAAUUGCACUGGCAGGGAUCACCUUGCCCUCGGCCUUCUCCAGUGUCUACUACCUGCUGUUUGUGGGCCUCAUGACCUGGUGGGCCUGCCACUUCUCCACCAGCCACCUGGCCUUCAAUGCUUUGUGCAUCAUGGUGGACGUCUUUGCUGGGGGCCACCUCAUUUGCCUGUAUGGCUACCAGACCCCCUUCAUGCAGAACAUCCUUCCACCCACUGGCCUCUGGGCACGAUUAUUUGGGUUGAAGGCCAUUAUCCUCCCCGUAGGCUGCAACCAGCCCAACAAGCUGCUGCUGGACGUCCAUCACCCCUGGCCCGUCUAUGUCAAUCCAGGCAUCCUCUUGCUGCUCUAUUAUGUUUUGGCUACCUUGGUGAAGCUCCGAAGGCUGCGCUCCUCUGAGCAGCAGAGAGAUUCCGAGUCUUCAACCUCUGAGCUUCUGGAGCUGGAAAACCGGUCGAGGGACAAAGACCACCUGCCUGAAGAUGCCAAGCCGAUGCUGGUCCAGGACCCUGAGGCUUCUGGGACGGAGGACCUCACCGUGCAUGAAAUUGUGGGAACCGAUCACUCAGCCCUCCGGAAACAGAAGCGUCCCCAGGAGAAAAUGCAGCUGCUUCAUUCCUUGGGCCACAUCGUCAUGAAGCAGAGCUACGUUUGCGCCCUCAUUGCCAUGAUGGUGUGGAGCAUCACCUACCACAGCUGGCUGACCUUCGUGCUGUUGCUCUGGGCGUGCCUCAUCUGGAUCGUGCGCAACAGGCACCACUUGGCCAUGCUCUGCUCUCCCUUCAUCCUUCUCUACGGCAUCGCUCUCUGCAGCCUGCAGUAUGUCUGGGGGAUGGACCUGGAGCCCGAACUGCCCACCAAGGUCGGCUUCAUGCCCCUGGAGCAGCUGGGGCUGGUGCGGCCUCCGUACCCCUGCCUGGACCUGGGGGCUAAGCUCCUUUAUACCUUGACCUUUUGGCUUCUGGUGCGACAAUUUGUGAAGGAGAAGCUGCUGAAAAAGAAACCUCUUUCUUCCCCCCUGAUGGAAGUGAUGGUUAUCGAGGCAGAACCAGAAUCCAAGCGUGAUGUCCUAAAAGUCCUGGGCAACUAUGUGAAGGGCUUCUAUGCCAAAUUCUGGAUCUUAGUCUGUGCGGGCAUGUUCAUUGUGGUCAGCUUUGCUGGACGGCUGGUGGUCUACAAAAUUGUCUACAUGUUCCUCUUCCUCCUGUUCCUCACCCUCUUCCAGGUUUACUACGAUCUCUGGAGGAAACUCCUGAAGGCCUUCUGGUGGUUUGUGGUUGCUUACACCAUGCUAGUCCUUAUAGCUGUUUACACCUUCCAGUUUGAGGACUUCCCCAUGUACUGGAGGAACUUCACCCACAUGACCGAUGAACAACUGGGUGACCUUGGCUUGGAGCAGUUCAGUGUCUCAGAGCUCUUCUCCAGCAUCUUCAUUCCAGGCUUCUUCCUGCUGGCCUGCAUCCUUCAGCUCCACUACUUCCACCGACCAUUCAUGCGCAUCACCGAUCUGGAGCGCGUCACCUCACCAGGGAAGGGAGAGAUUAGUGGAAGCCAGGAGCUGCUCCAGGCUGAAGACCCUGAGCCAAAUGACGAUGUUGAUGCCUCUUCUGAAGACGGGGUGCCCAGCAAGUGGGGCCUGGUGCUGCAGCGUCUCUCGGUGUUGGGAAAGAGCUUCUCAGACAUCCUCGGCCGCAUCCAGGUCUUUGUCCUGCGCCUGCUGGAGCUGCACGUUUUGAAGUUGGUGGCUCUGUACAUCAUCUGGGUUGCUUUGCAGGAGGUGUCGGUGAUGAACUUGCUGCUGGUGGUGCUGUGGGCCUUUGCGGUGCCCUACAGCCGCUUCUGCCAUAUGGCCUCCUGCCUCUCCACCAUCUGGGCCUGCAUCAUCAUCGUCUGCAAAAUGCUGUACCAGUUGAAGAUCGUCAACCCACAAGACUACGACAAAAACUGCAGCUUGCCUCUGCUCAAUGCGACCAACCUCCAACCAGAGGAGAUUGGCAAUUCUACCCUCUACCAAGGUCCUGUUGACCCGGCAAAUUGGUUUGGUAUUCGCAAGGGAUACCCCAGCCUGGGUUACAUCCAGAACCAUCUGCAAGUUCUAGCCCUGCUGGUUUUUGAAGCGGUGGUGUAUCGAUGCCAGGAAUACUACCGCAAAAAACACCAGCUGGUGCCUCCACUCACCCAGACCGUCUUUGAAGAUGCAACACGCCAGAACCUAGAUCAAGGCUUGCUAAACUGCAUCAAGUACUUCAUCAACUACUUUUUCUACAAGUUUGGCCUUGAGAUUUGCUUUCUAGUGACAGUGAACGUGAUUGGCCAGCGCAUGAACUUCAUGGUGAUCUUCCAUGGAUGCUGGUUGGUUGUCAUCCUGACCCGGAGGCGGCGUCAGGCCAUUGCCAAGCUCUGGCCCAAGUACUGUCUCUUCCUGGCUCUCUUCUUCAUCUUCCAGUACCUUCUCUGUGUUGGGAUUCCUCCAGUUCUCUGCAUUGAUUACCCCUGGAGGUGGAGCCCCACCCUUCCCAUUACCUCCGUUCUCAUCAAAUGGAUGUACUUCCCCGACUUCUUCAUGAAACCCAAUUCGAUCAAUCUCAUGAGUGACUUCCUCUUGCUCCUCUGCGCAUCUCAGCAGUGGAAAGUUUUUGUCAAUGAGCAAACGGCAGAAUGGGUGCAAUUGGCUGGUGACAACCGAGAGCAGCUGGAGCCCCUGCAGGGGCAGCCAAACCCCGUGCCCAAUUUUGUCAAUUGCAGGUCCUACUUAGACAUUGUCAAGGUGUGUGUGUUCCGCUACCUCUUCUGGUUCGUCUUGGUCAUUGUCUUUAUCGCUGGGGCCAAUCGCAUCAGCAUCUUUGGCCUGGGCUACCUGAUGGCCUGCUUCUACCUGCUGCUCUUUGGCACCGCCAUGUUGCGCUGGUCCCUGCGUGCCCGCCUGAUCCUGUGGGACUGCCUGAUUCUCUACAACGUGACGGUGAUCAUUGCCAAGAAUAUGCUCUCGCUCCUCUCCUGCGUCUUCGUCCAGCAAAUGCAGAACAACUUCUGUUGGGUCAUUCAGCUCUUCAGCCUGGCCUGCACCGUCAAGGGUUACUAUGACCCCAAGGAUGUGGACAAGAGCCAGGACUGCGUGCUGCCUGUGGAGGAAGCCGGCAUCAUCUGGGACAGCAUCUGCUUCAUCUUCCUGCUCCUCCAGCGCAGAGUCUUCCUCAGCUGCUACUUCUUGCAUGUCUGGGCCGACCUCAAGGCCUCAGCCCUGCAGGCCUCCAGGGGCUUCGCCCUCUUCAAAGCCAGGAUGAUCAAGCAGAUGACCGCCCACCACCAGGCUGAAAAGAAAUCCUUGGUCCAACUUAAGCGGCAGAUGCAACGGAUUCGAGCCAAGCAGGAGAAGUACCACCAGGGACAGCUGGCCAGAGACUUGGAAGAGGCCACGGAGGCAGCCACGCCAGCCUCAGGUGCCAAGAAGGACCCUGGCCAGCAAAGGAAGCGCUGGUGGCGCCCGUGGUUGGAUCACGCCACAGGAAAACCACAUUCUGUGGAGGGCAGCCCCACAUCGCCUGCUGUACUUUCCCCAGAGGAAGUAGCCCUUCCUUCUCGGGUGGACGGAGGCUGCCGGGGGAGGCAGGGCCAUUACAGGGUGCUGCACUCGGGGGAUUACUUCUUGUUUGAGACGGACAGCGAAGAGGAUGAGGAGUCACCUGUGGAAGAUCUGAAGCCCCCAAAGCAGAGCGCCUUCCAGCUGGCCUACCAGGCCUGGGUCACCAGCACAAGGACUGUCCUGCGUAAGCAACGGCGCCAGGAGAAAGAGGAACAGGAGACGGAUCCAGCCGAAGGUCCCUCUUCUCCAGGUGAGGAGACCCAAGAGGAAGCUCCGCCAGGUAAACUGCCAGAUGAGAGAGGCAGCCAGAAGGAGGAGGAAGAAGAGGAGGAGGAAGAAGAGGAGACAAGUCCAGGGAAGAGCAACGUUCUGCAGCGGGUGCUGAAUGCCCUGCGCUUCCUGUGGGUGCUGUGCCAGGCCACGGUGGACGGCUUGACCCGGUGGCUGAGGGCCCUCACCAAGGACCAUGAGCACCUCUCCACCAUCCUGGGCCUGGAGAGGUUUGUGCUCACCCAGCAGCUGGAUCAGGCAGAGGAGGUCCAAAAGGGCAUCCUGGACAGGUUAUACCAGCCGACCCCGCCGGCCGACAACACCUCGCAGGACACAGCCUUGCCUGGGACGGCAGCAGUAUCGCCCAACAGCAUGGCUUCCAGUGGCUGCGACGGGGCCGAGGUUUUCAGUGCUGACAGCACCGGCUACCACUCUCGAAGCGCCAGCGAGGAGCAAAUUCCAGCCGUGGAUCUUCCGGACAAUGCAGGACUCCUUCCCAGCAACUCCCAGGAGCUGCUGGCUUGUGCUAAGAGUCGCCCCAGAACUGCCAGUGAAUUGCUACUGAACAGAUGUGUCUCUUUCGAAGAACUGGAGGAAUCCGAGCAGUUCUACCGUUCCCAAAACCGCUUUGUGCAGCUGCUGGUAGCCUGUUACCACUUUGUGGCUGGGCAUUCGGACCUGCUGUGUUACUUCAUCAUCAUCCUCAACAACAUGGUCACGGCCUCGGUCAUCUCAAUCGUCCUGCCCAUCCUCAUCUUCCUGUGGGCCAUGCUGUCCAUCCCACGGCCCAGCAAGUCCUUCUGGAUGACGGCCAUCGUCUACACGGAGGUGAUGGUGGUUCUCAAGUACCUUUUCCAGUUCGGCUUCUUCCCCUGGAACAGCUACACCACCAUGGUGCGCUAUGAGGGGAAGCCUUUCUUUGCCCCUCGCAUCCUGGGCAUUGAGAAGACUGACAACUACAUCAAAUACGACCUGAUCCAGCUCUUAGUGCUCUUCUUCCACCGCUCCCUGCUGCUGAGCUACGGCCUCUGGGAUCACGAAGAAGACCUGCUGGCCAAACCUCAGCUGGAGAGAGAAGAAUUGCCAGACACGGCCAAAGAAAAGGAAGAGCCGGAGCCUUCGGCAUCGGCCAGCCCCGAAGCAGAGAACGUGGUGGUGAUGGAGGAGAAGACUGAGCCAGAGGUGCAGAAGGGCAUCCGCUCACGGUUCAGAAAGAAAAAGGAAAAGAAGAAGCAACUGAGCAAACCUCUGGACCAUCAAAGGGAGGAAGCCCCAGAGAUCCAGGAGCAGGAAGGAAAGGAGGAGGUGCUGGAGGAAGAGGAGGAGGAGGAGAAGAAGAAGAAGAAGAAGUCGGGGGCAUCCCAAGAAAAGAUGAAAGCUGCCAAACGCCAAGUGAAGCACUUCUUUGCUUCUGCAAGAGAGCGCACGUUCCAGCCAGCGUGCCAGUUCUUCCAGGACAUCCUGCACAGCAAGUGCCGUGCUGCCACCGAUGUCUACGCCCUCAUGUUCCUGGCUGAUGUGGUAGACUUCAUCAUCGUCAUCUUCGGCUUCUGGGCCUUUGGAAAACACUCGGCUGCAGCCGACAUCACAUCCUCGCUCUCCGAAGACCAGGUGCCCCAGGCCUUCCUGGUGAUGCUUCUGAUUCAGUUCUCCACCAUGGUCAUUGACCGGGCACUCUACCUGCGCAAGAGCGUCCUGGGCAAGCUCAUCUUCCAGUUCAUCUUGGUUUUUGGCAUUCACAUCUGGAUGUUCUUCAUUCUACCCGCUGUCACCGAGAGGAAAUUCAGCCAGAAUACGGUGGCCCAGCUGUGGUACUUUGUCAAGUGCAUCUACUUCGGCCUCUCUGCCUACCAGAUUCGCUGCGGUUACCCCACCCGCAUCUUGGGGAAUUUCCUCACCAAGAAAUACAACCACCUGAACCUCUUCCUCUUCCAAGGGUUUCGCCUGGUGCCUUUCUUGGUGGAGUUGCGAGCGGUCAUGGACUGGGUCUGGACAGACACCACUCUGUCCCUCUCCGACUGGAUGUGUGUGGAAGAUAUCUAUGCCAACAUCUUCAUCAUCAAGUGCAAUCGUGAGAUGGAGAAGAAAUACCCACAACCCAAGGGUCAGAAAAAGAAGAAGAUCGUCAAAUACGGCAUGGGAGGCCUCAUCAUCCUCUUCCUCAUCUGCAUCAUCUGGUUCCCACUGCUGUUCAUGUCCCUGGUGCGCUCCGUGGUGGGUGUGGUCAACCACCCUAUCGAUGUCACCGUUACCCUGAAGUUGGGGGGCUACGAGCCCCUCUUCACCAUGAGCGCCCAGCAGCAGUCCAUCCAGCCUUUCACCCCGCAGAACUACGAACAGUUGACCAAUAAGUUUGAACGGCAGCCGCUCGCCAUGCAGUUCAUCACCCAGUAUGGCUACGAGGACGUCGCCUGGGCCCGCAUUGAGGGCAGCUCCGGAUCCCUGUGGAGUAUCAGCCCCCCCAGCCGUGAGCAGCUCUGGCAGGAGCUGCACAAUGGCUCCUCGGACAUCACUCUGCGCUUCACCUGGAACUUCCAAAGGGAUCUCAGCAAAGGAGGGAAAACGGAAUACACUACCCAGAAGCACACCAUGGAUCUGAACCAGAAGAGUCUCGUGAGGCAAAAUUUGGCCGGAAUGCUGCAGGGCGCCUCUCACGCCCCUGUGCGGAUACCCCACCUCUUCCCACCCUACAUACGGGCACCCAGUGGCCCCGAGGCAGACCCGGUUGAGCCCCUGCUCCCAGACGGAGAAGACAGCUACCUGGAUGUGGAAGUGCAGCUGAAGCAGAAGCGAGUCCGGCCCGGGAACAGCAGCACCAGUUUCCUGGAGUGGUGGAUGAUCCAGCUGGCCGACUGCCAGGCGGAGUGCCACAUCCUGCCCAUGGUCAUCUUCAGCGACAAAGUCAGUCCCCCUAGCCUGGGCUUCCUGGCGGGAUACGGGAUCAUGGGCCUCUACGUCUCCAUCGUGCUGGUGAUCGGGAAGUUCGUGCGGGGCUUCUUCAGCGAGAUCUCCCACUCCAUCAUGUUUGAGGAGCUGCCCUGCGUGGACCGCAUCCUGACGCUGUGCAGCCACAUCUUCCUGGUUCGGGAGACGGGAGAGCUGGAGCUGGAGGAGGAGCUCUACGCCAAGCUCAUCUUCCUCUACCGCUCGCCAGAGACCAUGAUCAAGUGGACCCGGGAGAAGGACUGAGGAGGAAGGCAGCGCCCGUCACCCCCAAAAGAGCCCUGGGAGACCCGCAGCCCAGCAGGUGGGCUCAGCCAGAUGCCGGUCCUGGACACCAACUCUCCGUACCCUGCCUCUUCCGCUGGAGGCUCUGGGGUGGGGCAGCCCCAUAACCUGAGCCACACUUGCAGCCGAACAAGAGCCGGAGACACACAAGACACCUUUUGAAAGACUUUUUUUUUUACAAACCAAAAAAAAGAUACCACACACACACACAUACACACCCUCCCAAAACUGGACUCCUGCUUCCUUCCCCCACGGAAACCAGGAAGCUUUUGGAAACAAAUGGCUGAAAUGCCCAGAGGCCCCCCUCACCUCUGCAGCCACUGACCCUCCCUCCCUCUCGCCCUGGCUGCUGGGAACAAG